AUGACUGAUGGACAAGCAAAUAGAGGAGAAGACUUAACUACACCUUCGCAAGAAUUGAGGGAUGCAGGAGUAAUUAUCAUCUCUGUUGGUUUAGGGCACAACUAUAUUAAGGAUGAACUAAAUACAAUGGCUUCAAAGCCAGAGGCAGAGCACGUGUACGAAGCUGAAUUUUCCAAAAUGGGAGACAUAGUUAAUAGCAUAAAGUCACGAAUGUGCAAGGGUAAGAUAUGCUGAUUACUUUUUGUUCAAGGAUUGAACUGAAAUGUUACCUCUAUUACGUUAUGAAGUACAAAAAACGCGCAAUCCUUACUCACAGGAGCCAUGAUCGGGGUAAAUGACCGUAGCUGCAUAUCUUUUCCAGUAAUGGGGUUGGUUCCAUCGAAAGUUCUAAUAAAUGUUUGUGCUGAAACGAACAAACAAAAAAAUGCGGGGAAAAGAGGGUGGAAAGUUAACAACAACAGCUACAGAAGCAAAUAUAUCUUUAAAUAAUUCAUGAUAAAUACAGCUUUACCAGCUUUAAAGAGCAUCUAUUGGCAGAAUUUCACUGUAACAAUACUUUAAAUAUAAUAAUUUUGCCACAGAAGGUUAUCCUUUGCAGCGUGGCGCAGUGAUGUAGGAGCCGACCUUCUGUGCAGAUGGUCCAGGUUCUACUCGCGCCUAAGCCCUUGUGUUUUUUCGUUCUUUUUUUUUUUUUUUUUAAAUCUUGUUUCCCCCCUUGGCUUGUUUCCCUUUAUUCGUACUGCCAGCUCAUUACACUUUUUGGGUUAGGGGUUAGGGUUAGGUUUUUACGAACAUAUUUCUAGUAAUGUUUAUAUAACAUUGGCUCAUUGUUUCACUUUGCAUGUACACAGUAAUUUUGAGGGAGUCAUUAUAACUCCAAAAAUGGAGUUAUGGGGUUACUUUAAACUUCUGAUUUAACUCCAAAUUUGGUGUCAUUUUUACUCCUGAAAAAGAGUUCUUGUAACUCCCGGUCAGGAGGUAAAAUAUCUAGGGAAAUGAGGUUAACUUUUAAAGAGGUUGUUUUUACUCUUUUUAGAGUUUCUUGAAGGUGGAGUAAAAACUUUAGGUACAGGAUAACUCCUUUUUGGGAGCUAUUUUAACUCCUCACUCCUCAAUAUCUGGGGUGAUUUUUGCUCCUGAAAAAGAGUUCUUUAAACUCCUUUUUGAAGUUAAAAUGACUCCCCCAAAAAUAACUCCACUGUAAGUAGUUACUCGCGCUGAAGGCCAAAGGAGACACAACUACUAAAGUUUAGUAGUCUUACAAAACUACUUUUAAAUCAAGUAGACGAUUUUCAGUUACCGGUUAUUUUGUCUCCUUUGCAGCUGCAAAGACUGCCGUUGAAACUGGAACAAGUAAGUAAUUAUGUACCUUAUCAAUACGAUGGAUAGAAAGGAAAAGUGGAACACAACUCAUAAUUAAAAUGCGUUUGCAAGGGCAUCCGCGGCCAAGUCAUCGGAAUUUGCUGGCGAAAAAUGACCUGCGCGUACGACACGGAUAAAAAUAUGAAGUUUUUCAUUUCCAGCAAAGGUGUGGUCUUAGAGGGAAAACAGCUGCGUAACGUUGUGGACAUGAAAAAAGCCACAGGCAGAUUUUUUUUUUAUCAGUGACAAUUUUUGUUGUUCAGUUUGUGUAAAUAUCAUGGGCGUGGAUCCUCAAGUCGGGUAUAUAGUUCAGAUAACGGAGAUUUAAAAGGGACAAUAUAUAUAUUUUUUUAUUUGAAGAGCCUUGUUUGAUUAACAGUGACGAAAGCCAACGUUAACAUAGAAAUCACAAAAGUCCUAGCAAGGAACAUGAUCAUGAAUUUUGACUGACGAUAAUAACAGACCAUCCAACUCUCUCGUCUAGUACUGUUUCAUCAUUCAUAGGAACUAAUCAGACAAAAUUACGCCUUCAUUUCGCGGAAUGAAGAUUUGAAUCACUCAAAAGCGGUACACUCUUUCUUUACAGUCGAAAUUAGAAAAACGUGAACACCUAAAAUACUUCUGAAAAUUUUAUUUGUCCUGACAAAUCACAACAAUUAGAUAAAAAAUUCCUUACAUCACAAAUAUAUUCCAGAAAUAUCUCUUGAGUGCACGAUUUUUUAAGGUUCACUGUAUCUAUAUUCGAGCUCCACAAGGAAGAGUCAUAUCUGCCAAAUCCUUUUUUCCCCGUAUUCUUGUUCUUAAACUACCGUAUAACAUGAAUGAUUUUUGAAGUUUGCAUCCAACGCGUAAACAUGAAGGUUAUUUAACAUAUUUUUAUUAUGAGGCAUUACUAGUAGUGGAAGUUAUAAUGCUCUGACCUAUUUUAAAAGUACGUGACUUGCAGAUUAGUAUUAAUAGAAAAUACGGCUUGCGGCUAACAUGGAUAUUUUUUCUGUUUUAUUUCUUUGCUUUAGCUGGACCUAUUAACAAAGGUAGGUUCCGCUGUUACACUCCUAUUUCCAACAGAUCAGCUUGCAGAUAGUCUGCGUUGCAGCCGGCCCACGCACUCGUCUAAACGGCAUUUGUUUUGUCCGUCUGCGAGCUCUAUACAGAAGGUUUAGAGCGUCUGUGACGCAGGCAAACUCGGUGAUAAAUUUUAGUUAUAAUUAAGAGACCUUUUAAUUACAAAAAAAAAAUGAUGCCUUAAAUGUGCGCAACUAAAAACCAGUUUCACAACGAAGAGGUUUUGCUUUACUUUUCCUGCCUUCUGUUCCUGGCUGAAAAUUAUUAGCGUCAAUAAAUGUUAACAAGUUUAUUCCGUUCUUUAAGGGCCCUUGCAAUUGUCGAUUGCCCUAUCAAAAUUUUGGGAAAAAUUUCUCUUAAGUAUUACUGCUAUCAUCUUCAUCUCGGGGAGUGAGAGAAGGUCGGUUACCGAGUUACCUGCAGCAACUAGAAAGUGAAGAGGAGCCUCCUGAUGUAAACCCCCUUAACCCUAUUCAGACAAAAUCGUGAUAACUCCUACACCGAAAGAGCUAUGAAGUUCAAACAAAUUUUCUGAGUUUUCCUAAAAUUUAUCUAGGAACACUUUGGUAUAAUUACCAUGUCCAUGUGAUUAAUCAUGUUGCCAUGGCAACCAGUUUCUGACACAUAGGUUUUGGAAAAUUUAAAAAAUGGUGAUUUUUUUGUUUUAAGAUCGCAGUUUUACACUUAUAGUGCUUUUUGUUGUUAAAAUGGUCUUUGCUUGGGACUAGUUUUUGAAUUACAUCAAAAUGUUUCAACAUCGAAUAUUUGGGGGGGAGGGUGGGGUAAAAUUUGUCACUUCUUUGCUUUGACAAAUAUGCUGCUCUAUUUUCCAUUCUGGGCCCGAUGCUGUUUGUCAUAUACAUCAUCUCCCGCAAAGUUUGCUGAAGUCGUCAAUAGGGAUGUAUGCCGACGAUAGGGUUAUCUUCUUCUCUGACUUCAGCGCGGAAAUCACCAAGCAGGUUUUACAAAACGAUCUAAACGAUGCUGAACAAUGGUUAGAAAGCAAGAGGCUUGUACUCAAUCACAGUAAGACUUAAUGGAUGCUGUUUGGUACUAGGCAGAAACUAGAACACUGUUCAGACCAUAAAAUACAACUUCAUGGGAAAAAAUUGACGGAGUAUCGAGCUUAGAGGUGUUAUUCUUGGCAAAAGCAGAAAACAACAGGAGCAUCAAAAAAGAAAAACAAAAUAAAUAAACACAUGAAAAAAGAAAUAAAAAACAAGCAAAAGAAAUCAAAAAAGAAGAAAGGAAGACGAAGAACAACAACAACAACAACAAAAAUAACAAUCACAACACAAAAAAUAGAGACAGCUUAUUGUCUUUCGAUAAUAAAAUCUCUUCUGACAGUCUUUUUUCCCAUUCUUUUAGGUGGCAUUGACCUGGCAAUUUUAGUCGAUACGUCAUCAAACGUCAUCGGGAUAGCGAACUUUGCGACAGUUAUGAAGUUUGUAAAGAAAGUGUUUCACUCAUUUUCCCUUGGGAUUGACGGAUUGCGAUACGGAUUAGUUGUCUUUGGUGACACUGCUAAUGUAUGUGGAAAAUAUAAUCAGAAUGGUUGUAACAAAAAUAUUGCAUUGUUAAUAGUAAUUUCGAGCAUAAGAUAAUGAGCAUUCGCAUUUUGUAUUCGCUGUAUAUGAUAUGGUACUAAGUCAUAUGACUUCAUAUAUCGUAUAGCUAUGGAGACUAACGGUUGUUUAUUCCGUCUCGUGUUCAGAAUUAGUAGUUUUGCCCUGUGAAUAUUCCCGGCUGAUUAACAAAGCUUUUAGCAUUUUUCAUACCGUUAACACAACACAAUGGAACCUCGAAAUAAUGCAGGGCCAAAGGACUGGCAAAAUAUGUUCGCUAUAACGAGGUUUAGUUAUAUCGACGGGUCCUUUUCCAACGUUUUACUAUUACUGGGGCUAAAAAGAAAAGAUAGUUCGUUACACCAACGACUUCGCUGAUAUAAAGUUUCGUUAUAUCGAGGCUCCACUGUAGAUGAAACUUAUAUCGGUGGUGAGAAGUUCGCUGUUAAAAUCUAUUCAAAUAACUAAUAAAGCACAAAUAAUCUUAAUGCAUUGGGGCAAAAACUAAAAGACCAAAACCAUUGGCGGUUUACAAGCUUCAAAAAAUGCACCCUUCAAAACAUAGAAGUAAUUGAUCAUGCUCAUGGGCUAGUUAGCAUGAAAAUACCACGAUUUGCACAUGAAAAGCAGGAAGGUUUGUAGGAAAACAAGGUCAGCGCCAGCCUCGCCUCUAUUCAAAGACCAGGGCACUAAGCACGCAACUGUAAAAUGGCCUAUUGUCAACUGUACUUGUUGAACAUUUUACCUCGAUUUCGCGGCUAGUGAACGGCUAGAUCUCUAAAUUUUCGUACGAUUAAGUUUGUUCCGUGUAAACACACGAAUUUUCACCCGGCAACUAACCAAUUCAAAUGUACCUGAAUGCGCUCCACUGGUAUAUUCGGGUGAAUAACGUGUAGCUAAUGUAAAUUAUCUUGGCGUUUUUGCCCCAUGUUUCAUCACCGUCCAUCAUUUGAAAUAACUGCUUUGUCUCUAUUAUAGGUUAUUUUUGGUUUUACGACGUACACUGCGAUGUCCGAUAUUGACAGCGCCAUUGACGGUGUUACCCAAAUUGGUGGAAGCUGCAAUGCAGGCGCGGGUCUUUCGGCAUGCCAGUCAGUCGAUCUAUUCUUCGGUAAUGCCAGAGGUAGAAAACGCAUUCUGAUAGUAAUUAUGGCUGGCAAGUCGGUGGAGGAUGUAUCGGCUCCUGCUAAUUUCCUUAAGUCAGCUGGAGUGAAAAUCAUUGGUGUUGGAAUCAGCACCUCAGUUGAUGAGUCUGAGCUAUCAGCUAUUGCGUUCCCCUCUUCCUAUUUCCUGACCACCUACUCUUACUAUGGAUUGUCCGGAAGUCCAGGAGGAGUAUCUAUCUUAACCUCCAAAGGUAUUAAAUUCGUCCAACCAUCACAAUAUGCACGGCACGCACUAUAAGCGAUUAGGCAAGCGCGGCGGUACCCUCAGGGUGCAAGAGGUAUUUUUUGUUGUUUCUUUGUUUUUUUAAAUCUUUCCUACAUGUAUUAAACUAAGGAUAGUUCGCGGUAAAGCUGCAACAGAGAAGCCCAGAGAGAAACAAAGACGUCAAUCUCGCGAUCUUUAUCAUCAAACUGAAACUGUGCGCACUGCAGCCACCCCCGCAGACGACGUUUUUUUGGCUCGUCACACAAUCCUCCUUAACAGGGCAGGAAUCCGUGACGAAGCCCUAAGAACCUCUGCGUGGGAGGCUAUGCGCACGGUUAUUCCAUGCAAGGUAUAUCUAGAACGAACUCCUGGAGCCAGGGUAGCACGGCGGAUUUUGCUUAAGACAAGUAAAUUACAGUUUUAUAAGUUCAUGGUCCGACAUCAUGAGAAUUUUCCCAAGUCGUCUGUAAAUUGCUCUCCAAUUGCGCUCUCACUGGUACACAAAAUGACGUUUGGAGAUGCAAGAAACCCUAAAUCAUCAAGUUUGAACAGUUUUUACUGAAUAACACGGACAUACAUGAAUACCCGAUCUGGAGUUUGUAAUUGCCUGUCAUAUUUGUGCCGCGUACAGAUUUGGGCACUUUUGCAGCUUUGUUGUCACGCACAAGUAGAGUGACUUUCAAUUGGUGCUAAGUCGCUAUAGGUCAUUUACCGUUGGUAUGGUCACUUAACCUGCAAAAAAUGUAAGAUAAUAAUAAUAAUAAUAAUAAUAAUAAUAAUAAUGAUAGUAACAGUAAUUAACAGUAAUAACAAUAGAUAAUAAUAUCAUUUGUGUUACAAAUGGCUCAAUGGACCGCCAAAAGUUUGGUCCAGCGACUUUUCUAAUGAUGCAUAGAUCAAUUUAAACUGCAAUGAAAUUGCCUUCUUAUAAGUUGAGACCUAAAAAUUGUCAGACUUAUUAUUUGCUUUAUGUUCUUCUUGUCAUCCCUCCUAUUUUUAGGGUUAUACGUGUGCUCCAUAAUUCUGGCUAGAAGUCACUUGCCAAUUGGUCUCGGGCGGCAAAAGGCCCAUUUGUAGAUUUUACGUUGGAUAUUUCUUCUGGCUCUUUAAAAUCUUUGUGGUGCUCUCCCAUUGACGUUUCAAAAGAAAUUCUAAUAAGAUGUAUCAACAUAAACACGUUAAGGGUGCAUAAACGAAAACUUUUCAUUUACAAGCGAUAUACAUGAAUGAGUCAAUGUUUUGAUUGUCUUAUUUCAUUUUGUUAUUAUUUAUUUAUUUAUUCAUUAUUAUUAUUAUUAUUUUCCUUUUUUUGUUUUUGCAAGAGCAAUGGUUUUUUUUGUGGCAUUAUAUCAUGCACCUCGUCCGUGGGUCUAAUUUAACUGUUGUUGUUAAUUUUGUAGUCGGUGACAUUAAGAUGGCAGGAGCUGUACCAAAAACCUUAACUGAAGGAGGAGGUUAGUUGUCUUUUUCGCCAGCAGCUUACCAGUUCUACACCUUUUCUAGGACAAAGGUAGAAGUGGGUGGGGGGUAAGUACAUUGAUGAUGGAUGGAUUUGUGGGGGAGUGGAUGGGGUUAAUGAUAACAGUUUGGUACGCACAGUUGUAAAGCCAGGGGCUAAAAUUUCCUAUAAAUGGCGUAGUUAUUUCGCACUGUUGACUUCGUGUUUGCUAAACCGGCAGUGCCCGUGAGUCUGUACAUUAUAGCGGAGCUCUCGCGCGCACUGCGCGCAGCGGAACACCAUGGGUAAAAAAAUGUGGUAAACUACCCAUCCAAGAAAAUUUGGUAAUCGCGUGACCGCACACCGACCGCCUGCCUGCCCGACCGUCCGUCCGCACCACAGGCAUACCAAUGUCAAAUAAUUCAAUCAACAGGUAUGGCAACCCAAAUGCAACGGAAAGAAAUCGCAUGGCCGCCCGGACUUUUAGAAAGAAAAAACAACAACAAAGUCGUGUCUUUUUCGACGUUAUUUUUGAUGUUUACACUCACGUGGAUAACAGAGAAAGAGCUAGAGCGAGUGAUUGAGACGAAUUUUGUAGGAAGAAAAACAUGAAAAUUCAAAGCGGCUGUGAGACAAUGAGAAAUGCUAGUGGCUAGCAAAGUGAAAAUGUGCGACAGUGAAAAAUAAAAGCGAACAUGAACACAGGAGACAAAAAUAUUGGGGAAGCACAUACGACAAUUCCUCCAUAAAAAUAAUGUGUAACCAGGAAGUUUGACGUUUUAGUCCUACAAAACAGCGUUGUAGUUAUGCAAAACAACGGCAAACAAAGACAAAAAGCGUGCUGCACGUGCAAAUUGGUUUUUUUGCUAUUUAAGUUAGAAAAAAAAGUGUGCUGCACGUGCAAUUUGUUUUUUUUUGCUAAUUAGAUCUAUUGAUCUUGAUGCCAUUUUCAUUGCCCGCCACGUUGAGCAUUACACGAUUUAAUUUUUUUUGUUUACAAGUAUUAUUAACCAGAGAUUCGCUUUUAGCCCUGGCUAAAUCGAUAUAUUAUUUCAUAAUUGUCGCAGUGAAAAUUCUAAUCGAAGCAUUGAAAGUAAGACUAAGGUAUUAUAACUUUUACCCAGUUGAGGAAUUAGUCUAUUUAAUCUGAUUUAAUUGUACCCAUCUUCUCGUGCUAUCACUCCGGAAAACAAGCAGGGAAAUCAAGGAGAAUAAAGUCAUGGUGAGACUUCAGUUGACGCUGAAAUUAGUCAAAUUAAGAGAUCAAGUACCGUGUAUUAUUGACACUUUCAGGACAUUCCCCUGCAAGUUGUCCUUUACUGUCGAUUUAUGCUUCAGAUGAAUUAUUGUCUAAUUCGGACGCAUUCAAGGCAAAACUAUGUUCACCUGCAAGAAAUCCAUUGAUAUCGUACGUUCAAGCUGUUCAUUUGAGAAUCACGAAAAGCGAAGGCUAAAGAGUAAGCGGAGACCCAGGCCGGCUCGCGCUUAUUCAAAUAGAUGCCAGCAGCACAGGGAUCCCGAACGCUUGACAGCUAUAAGAUUGCUGAUAGUAUUACAAUAAAAACGAAGUGAUUUUACCUGUGCAUCUUUGUCUGUCUUUGGUCGUUUUGUGAAGGAUUUGUGGAUCCGGAUUUGUUUUAGCCUGCGUAGUAUGGCGCUUUUGUUGAGCCGGGCGCAGGAGCGGCGUAGCCCGAAGGGCUCUACCGCUGACCAAAGAGCCCGAGGACUCUGGGUUUUCGAUUUUGGAUUGGGAGUGAAGUUUUCGAAUUUGGAGUGGAGAAUUCCAAUUUGGAGUGAUGUUUUCAAGUUCGGAGUGGAGUUUUGGAAUUCGGAGUGGCGUUUUCAAAUUCGGAGUGGAGUUUCGAAUUCGGAGUGAAGUUUUCGAAUUCGGAGUGAAGUUUUCAAAUUCGGAGUGAAGUUUUGAAAUUUGGAGUGAAGUUUUGGAAUUUGGAGUAAGCUUUUAGAAUUAAGAGUGAACUUUUAGAAUCAGGAGUGAGCUUUUAGAAUUACGAGUGAACUUUAAGAAUCAGGAGUGAGCUUUUAGAAUUAAGAGUGAACUUUUAGAAUCAGGGGUGUGUUUAAAGAUAAGGAGUGUCAUUUGGAAUUCGGAGUGCACUUGUGGGCCACCGUAGGUUUCAGUUUUCCCAGCCAAUCAAAAAUAAAGCGUUGACAGCCUAAACACGACACAAAAGCUCGUGAUAUAGUGUAAAACGUGACCUUGGCCGGAAUUGGAGUUUGCUUGAACAAACACAGGUUUUUUCUUUGUGGCUAUCUCGCGCAUAGGUGACUACACUGCGUUCUGAACUUGACUGAGUAGAUCUUAUUUUUGCUGCACUAAGUCUUACAUUUAUUUAUAGGUCAUGAAGUUGGUUUGUUUAAUCCGUAUUGAGUUAUUAUUUCCUGUGGUUAAUGUUAGUGUUGCUAAUUAGAAUUUGUUGAUCUCAGAUGCAGUUGUAAAGUACUAAUUUCUUUGACCACUCUUAAAGCCUAAAGCUCUUUAUUACGGCUAAAUAAAUAUUUCAGUUUCUUUGGUCUUUUACGACUAAAAUGCCUGGAUCUGGACAACAACAAACCAAGGAGCCUUGGUUUGUAGUUUCUUUGUCCGUGAAUGUUUUGACGCUAGCUGACGCUGGGCCCGACUUUUUAAGUGUUGUUUGCAGGAUGUUGGAUUUUUACGUAUAGCGCGAUCUUCAGAUUUAAGUUGUAGCUUAAACUUAAACUACACCAAGCAAAAAAGUAUGGAGAAUUACGCUGUGCGUCUUUCUUUUACUGUAUGCGAUCAUCGACCACAAUCGCGGAUAAUGUUCGAUGUAUUGCGCUGGAGUGCGUUAUUCUCUAACACCGAGUAAUAGAGAAAAUUGAGCUGAACUUUCUCGAGCACUGAAAUUUACUGUUUCUGUCAUAAGGUCCAUUGCUGUACAGCUCAGCGACAACAUUUCAGAUAUCUGGUCGUCGAUAGUACUUUUUAGAGGGGAAAUUGUGAUCAUACAGGUUUUCGAUGAGGAUAUUUCUUCUUUGGCCAUAGCAAAGACAGUAAAGAUCAUGCUCUUGCCAAAUCUUGUUGACAAAAUUUCCAUGACAUCUCUCCUUUGAAGAAGACUGUAAAUGGCCAUUUCCUGUUUAGGCUUCAAUACGUGUACAAUUGCCCUGUUUUCCCGUCAAAUAUUCAAGAUCGACGACGCUCCGGUCAACGCUUCUUUGAUACUUUGAUUUUGUUUUGCGGAGAUGAUUUGUUCAGUCCCUCGAAACUCUCCCAUGGGAGAUUACCAAAAUAUCUGAUUGACAAGCGAACAUUCCGAACCAAUCGGAACCGUACGGACCGACUCAAAAAAGCCACCCGUCCGUGCAGGCGGUUUUUCAAGUUGCUCCCGCCCUAAUCUCCUCGCAGUUUCUCUGCCCUCGCCCGCCUUUAUUACUUAGUCCGCCCAACCAAAACCGCCGUGCUACGCAGGCUAGAUUGUUUUAACAAGAAGACAAUUUCUCAGCUGAUUUCUCAGUCUCUCUCCGGAUCUCUCCAAACGCCGGUCACAACUCCGGGGUCAUUGUAACCCGAAACUUGCUCCCGAUACGUCUUUGUGGUCUGCAAAGGUUUUGACGCGUCGACUUGUCGGACACUACAGUAAGAUGUGUUUUGAAAUCGAAUGGAGAAACCGUCUUUACGUUAAUGCAAACUUCUUCCCAAUCGACCGAGGACAGACAGAGACGCACAGGUAAAUCGCCGUUUCUUAACGUUAGUAAGAUUUCCGUACAGCCCCCAUCACUCAUUAUCCAUAUGUCUCGAUUCGACUCUAUGAAUGUUAACUGUUUGUGUGAAAUGGUAUGAAAUUACUACAUGUAUAAUAAAUGUAUGGGGCUGUACGAAAAAUUUACCCGUAUCAAUAUCCUUUCACGGUAACUAAGACACCUAUAAAGCGUUCGAACUUCCUGCGGCAGCGAUCGUAAUUUGAUGAGGAUACUCGAUAAUUUUACAAUUUCAAAUAAUGCUAGACAUGUAGUAAUGUGGCUAGCCGAUUUCAUCGUCUCGUCAUAGGGAGCCCGAACGCUGUAUUAGCUUUAAAAAUAAUAAGAUGCAUUUACCUUUGUUCCUGUGUCUUUAUGAGUCGUUUUGGAAGGGAUUUGAGUCCGAUCAGAGACGGUUAACAUUGCUGGUUAUCAAAUGCGUUUGCUUGUCUGGCGCGUCGUAAAUAAGAUGUUCAAGUUUCGUCUCACGUUUCUAAUAUUGUUAACUAUUAACUUUCCACUACUCGUGACAGUUAAUCUGAAACCCGAGAUCAUCUCCCAAGGAGAUUGAGAGUUAAUAGUUAACAUGACAAUACUAGAAACGUGAGACGAAACUUGAGCGCCUUAUUUGAUAACCAGCAACGUUAACCGUCUCUGAUCGGAUUCAAAUCCCUUCCAAAACGACUCAUAAAGACACAGAAAAAAAGGAAAAUGUAUCUUAUUAUUUUAUUAGCUAAUACUAGCUAAUACAGCGUUCGAGCCCCCUGUGGUCUCGUGUUUCACUUGUCGUCUCAUUUUCAAAACAUAUCAAAAUUAUGAUUUUCAAAUUUUUAAUCGAAAACAGUGAAAAUACGAUGGGCCGGAAAGAAUCAAUAGAAGAUACAGAGCCGAAAAAAGUCUCGACUCGUGGCCUUGGAAACAUUGCUUCCAACGGAAAAAAAAAUCAGCUAAAAUAAAUCGAAAAGUUUGAAUUCUUUUCUACCUUCCAAAAUCAAAGCUCUUAAGGAUUUUCCUGUGUUGUCAAAAAUUGAUGAGAAAUUUCUUUGAAUUUUUAAGUGUGACUAGAAAAUAAAAAUUAACAUAAAUAUAUUACAAACGGUUAAAAAAAGUAGUUUAAUUAAAAUGUUAUCACUUAUAGUUUGCAUAGUUUAUCGCAUUUUAUUGUUAAUUGCAUUCUUACCUUUUAAACUAUUUUUUAAACCGUUAACUUUGUAAUAUAUUUAUGCUAAUUUUUAUUUUUAGGAGGAACUGACUUAGCGUUUCUGGUUGAUGCAUCAUCCAGCGUUGGCGGGGCAGCUAACUUUCAACUUGUUAUGCAGUUUGUGAAGGACGUAUUUCAUUCAUUUUCAAUGACGGAUGACAUACGAUACGGAUUAAUUAUCUUUGGUGAUGACUCCGUGAAGGUAACGUAUGAUGAUGGUGAUGAUGAUGAUCGUGAUGUUGGUGAACUUUCUCCGGGUUUUUUUUUUUUGUUUUUUGUUUUUUUCUGUUUUUUUCGCUUUUGAAUAACUCGGAACUUUCAACUUUAAAGGUCAGUACUCACUACAGUGUAGGUGACAUGUCGCUCCCCCUGCAACACUUCGCGGCAACAAAUGACUCCAUGUGCACAGGUCGGAAGAUAAGUUACUGCAGCAAGUUGCGUGGCACGUUACAGCAACAAAUCGGUUCCUGUGUACUGGAUAAUUUUUGUAAAAAUCUUUGUCAAUUUUCCGUUAUGGAGACAAAGAUUAUUAUUGCAAAAUUUUUCCAGCACAGAAGAGGCGAUUUGUCGCUGCGAAGUGUAGCCGCGACCUGUUGCUGCUGUCGCCUAGUGUUUUCAGGCCUUUAUAAAAGCCAACUUAACAAUUGCCCUGCCGUCUAUCAUAAUAACACAAGCAACGACCAAUGAAAGAGAUCCAUAUCCACCAAUCACAAAAAACAAACCAUGACCUUUUGAACUUGUUGAAGUAAACUUUUAAACUUCAGAGUUAGUAAGUAUUUCUGUUAAUUGUGAAAUGAUCCCUUGUAAAUGGAGGAAAUUUCAAAGAAACUACCGAAGUGAUCAAUGGCAAUGAGUUUUUAAACUCUUUACCAUUAAAAUUUAAAUUAAAUUUAAAUUAAAAAUUAAAAUCAAAAUUUUUGAACGUGACAUUUUGGCGAUUAAGAAUGGCAAUUUGACAGACAUACACAAAAAGGGACGUCAAGUGCAUCCACCAACCUCCCCUCUUCCCUUUCUUACUAAGCUUGCGUUCAUGGUGACCAUCUGUCGUCUAAUUUCAUUCAAUUCUUUUUCUUUAUGCAUGAAGAAAAUGUUCAUUCAUGUUAAUGGUCUUGCCUUAGUCUCAAGAAUAUGUGGCGGAUGUGGAGGUUUCUGGGAACCCAUGGACCAUUUUAAGCAGCGUAUUCUUCAGUGUCUUUUUAAUACCUUUUGAUAGAUGUGAUAUAUACAUGUAAGGCAACGUUUGCGUACCGUGCUUAGCAUUUCUUAUCGUUAGCUUUCUCCUGCUUUUGUUUUGUUUUGUUUUGUUUUUUGUAUAACCAAUGUUUUUAUUUUAUUGUAGACUGUGUUUCGGUUUGGAGAGUUUUCUUCAAUCUCAGAUGUUGACUCAGCCAUUGAUGGUGUUUCUCUUCUUGGCGGUGACUGUACCGCAGGCUCAGCUCUCUCCAAAUGCCACGCAAACCUCUUUGCAAGAAGCUCUAGAGGCAGAAAACGUUCUCUUGUUGCCUUUAUAGCCGGUACUUCCUCUGAUGACGUCUAUAUUCCUGCUGCUUCACUGCGCAUGUGUGGAGUCAGGAUAAUGGUUGUGAGCAUGAGUAGUUUAGUUUUACACUCACAGCUUACGGACAUAGCGUACCCUCCAUCCUAUGUUCUGCGAACAGAUGCGAUCGAAGGUGUUCAAAACAGCAGUGAAAGUGUGUCUGUUCUUAUAUCACAAGGUUAGUAACUGCAAACUGUCCAAUGCACUGCAACGCAUGCAGGACUGGUUUCAUAAUGAUUUACUUGGCAUUUACAGGUUGCCACAAAUAAAGAUAAAGCUCUUUUGGCAAAUGUCACCUUACCAUCGAAGGUAUAACUUUCUUUCUCUCUGUAGCGCCGAAAAUUUGUAAUAGUGUAAAAACUAUUCACGGGCUAUCCUCCAUUUUGACCACUCACUUCUCCAUACAUUCGCUCUCAGUCCCUCAAAUACUAUCUUCAGAGAGUCUCUCCAGAAAAUAAGUUAUUUGCGGUGUUUCACCUACCUUUAGUCAUUGCUUUUCGAAUGGAUUUCGACGGCUCGCCAAUACCAGCCACAGACUGUCGAGUCAGUAGGACAACACGCCUCAGCGAGCUGAUUAUUUGCUGCAAAAUUUACCGACGUAAACGCUUUUUCUUUUGCAAAGCAUUUGAUUGCCUCUUAUUUUCUUAAGGCGUUUAAGAAAAUGACAACAGUGCCGUCGCAAUAAUUUCUAUUUAUGCUUCAAUUUCCCCAGUAGAAUUGCAAAGACUCAGACUUGGCCAAAAUGAAUUAUGUGCUGAGCUCUUUUCGUAAAGGCAAUACAAAACACAUGAUGGUGUAAAGUGGCUUUGUAAACGUUUAACACAUGUCCGGUUUUUUAAACUCAAAAUAUCAAAUCAAAAUAUCAAUAUACAGACUCUUACUAAAUAUGUAUUGCCUGCGAAGGUGAGGGCAAUCAAACCGCAACAACACUAACAUCACCACUUUAUAAGAAAAAAAGGCACUAGCUGGGGAGGAGGGGGGUCGAUGGGAAAAGUUUGUGAGUCAACGAAAUCAAAACCACGACUUCCAAUAUACGCAGAUUCAUGACUAAGACGUCGACUACGACAUUAUUUGUGCACAUCAUCGCGGAUUCAAAAUUCAAAACUUUAUCCUCGGUACGAAGCAGCUGACUUCUCCUCACCCAAUGGCAAAUCAUUAAUUAAAUGCGUGGUUCAGUUGUCGCAUAAAAUUUAAUUUGCGAUCAAAUAAUGCAUUUUUGUUCGUUCUCGUCAAAAGAAUAUUCAGAAGGCUGCAAGUUGUCUUGCAAACCAGACUCUUUUACGUGUUGAUCUAACCGCCACACAGAUAACUCAACUGAAGCGCAGGCCUGCCGAGUGGAAGGCUACUGGUUCAAAACCCGGCCGGACAAAUAACUUACGGUCUUUAAAUGCCGGAGAAGAAGGUGCUGCCUUUGUACAGACAAUAUAAACGGUUGAACUUUCAAGUAUUAUAGCGUAAGGAUAAAAACCUAUAGGCCCUAUUUCACAGCUCUUGCAUAUAUAAAUUCUGUUCAGUGUAUUUUUGCCUCCAAGCUAAUUUAGGAAGCCAGAGUCCAGUUUCCCUUCUAGUGACAUCAAAGAAUAUUUUUGAAAGAUUUAUCGGGCUGCAGAAAUCGUGCCUAUGCAUGGGUAUUCAAAUAUGGGCAGAUUACAGUUCCAUCUCCCUCCCCCCCUCCCCCCCCACCACAGCUUUACGUCGGCAGCUGACGUGUGAGGUACGACUGCAGAACAUUGUCAAUUGUUGGCCUCUUAGAAUCUGGGUCUCCCUAAGUGUUUGUAAAAAGAUACGGUAAAAGGGAGUGAGGAAACUUCCGCUCUACCUCCGUGGUUUUUUGUUUCCAUUCGUGUUUAAGCACUUUUUUCCUCUUGCAGGCGGUGUUGAUCUCGCUUUUAUAGUAGAUGUUGGGAGCACAGGCUCAAGGGACCACUUCUCUUUAGUCAUGAACUAUAUCAGGAGUGUCUUUCACUCGUUUACUAUGAGCAACAGCGUGCGAUACGGAUUGGUGUUAUUCGGAAGCGAUGUUAAGGUGCGUUAAUUCAGUUCGUACAUACAUACAUACAUACAUACAUACAUACACUUUAUUGAUGCUCCCUAAGUGGGCUUUUCAGCUCAAUAGAAUAAAAAAAUACAAAUAUAUAAAUUAAUUGAGAAUGUAAGUACAAUAAUAUUAUAAUUACAAAAUAUAUAUCAAUAAUAUAAUAUAUCAACUUAAUAAAACAUUUGCAAGAUGACGUCUAAAAUUCCUGGGGCAUUUUAAGGACUUAAUGUUAUCAUUCAACGAGUUCCAGAGUUUGGCUCCUCUGAAAGCAAAGGAGCGCUGCCCUGUUGACAGGCGACAUAAAGGUAUAUCCAAAGCACCAGAUGAUCGAGUUUGUCUAUUAUGGACUUGAGAACGUGAUUUAAACAAAUCAGCAAGAUAGUCUGGAACAAGCUUGUUAAUACAUUUGUGCAUCAUAGUAGCGUCAUUUAGAAUGAGUUUCUCUCUAAUAGGAAGCCAUUUCAACGAUCGCAACCCAUCCGAAAUAUGGUCAUACUUUCUUAGUCCCAGAAUAAUUCGCCCAGCAAAGUUUUGGACUUUUUGUAACUUGUCAAUAUUGCUGCUGCUGGUAUUACUCCAGACAGUUGAACAAUAUUGGAGUUUACUAAAGACAAAUGAAUUUAUUACUAACAGAAGUGUUUUCCUAUCCAGGAGGUGCUUGAUUCUGUUAAUUUGGUACAAUUUAAAAAGGCAUUUAGAGGCAAUCUCAGUGAUAUGUUGGUUAUAACUGAGGCGUGUGUCGAGAAGAACACCCAAGUCCUUAACGACAGGCACAGGUGUUAUUUCCUUGUCAAAAAGUGUUAUACUGAAUGAUGACAGUUUCUUUAAAAGUUGUGGUAAUCCAACAGCUAGAACCUUAGUUUUGUCCGGAUUAAUCAAAAGAGAGUUUUUACAGCACCACUGAGAUAUUCUCGUAAGAUCUUCGUUUAAGGCGAGGAUGGACGUGGGUAAUUCGGCAGGUGAAAAGGACAAAUACAAUUUACAAUCAUCAACAUAGGAGGCAGAUAGACAACGUUUAGGAACAGAAAGGAGGUCGUUAACAUAGUUUGUAAACAAAACCGGACCUAAAAUAGAGCCUUGCGGAACUCCGAACUCAAGUGGGAGUACUUUAGAAACUGCGUCACCAAUUCGAACGCACUGUUGUCGGUUAGAAAGGUAACUCUGAAACCAAUCCAACGCACCCUGGGAAAAAUCGAGAUUUUGUAGCUUGGAUAACAAGAUGUCGUGUCGAAUACUAUCAAAUGCUUUAGACAUAUCUAAUAAGACCAUGAUGGAAACUUUCUUGUUAUCCAUAGCCUGGAGCAACUGAUCUGUAACGUACAACAGAGCUGUUUCUGUCGAGUGAAGCUUUCUAUUUCCGCUCUGAUGUGCUGCCAGUUUAUUAUUUCUAAUUAGAUGCUCCAUAAGUUGUCCAUGUACCAACCUUUCAGUGACUUUUGAGACUAUUGGUAAUAAUGAGAUGGGGCGAUAGUUGUUAGGGACAUCUGGAUUACCGCAUUUGAGAAUAGGUGUAACCUCUGCUGUUUUCCAUGCACGUGCAAAUGUGUUGGUAACAAAGGAGUUAUUCACAAUGUGGGUAAUUGUUGUUAGCGUACUGGGUAAACUGUCUUUAAGAAUUCUAGAAGAUAUCUUGUCCAUUCCAGGAGCUUUGUUAGAUGGUAGGCUUCUAAUCACCCUUUCUACCUGAUUUUCCGUGACUUGAUGGAGAACGAAUAAUUCGGGGCUAACGUCGGUGGAUAUGUGUAAAGGAGUCGGCACAUCCAAAUUUACAUUAAGUCCAUGAUGUAAAGAUAAGUCCCUGGCUUUUUGAGCAGUAAUACUGCCGACGGAAGUGAAGAAAUCAUUUAAUUCGUUAGCUAACCCAGUGGGAUCCUCAGAAGCCAUAAAACUAUCUUGUUGUUUACGUGGUAGACACCGGUUAAUGAUUUUCCAAAUUGAGUUAGAAUUUCCAUUGCUAUCCAGGAUCUGAGUCCUGACGUGAACUUUUUCGGCCACACGAAUCUCCCUUUUCACUUCUUGACGAAAAAAUCUGUAUCCGUUCCAGUGGAAAGGGUCAUUUGUUUUUCCCGCAAGUUUGCGCCAUUGGUCGCGCGUUCUCAUUAGUUGACGAAUUUCUGGUGUUAUAAAGGGGUUAGGUUUAGAUCUAAUUUUAACCCUCUUGACUGGAGCAUGUUGACUUAGUACUUCCAAGAACAGUUCGUUGAAUACAUCAACUUGAUCGUUGAAAUCGUCAAAUAGGCUUAUUAUGUGAAAAGGCGCAUAUGAGAAAUCACGUAGGAAAUUGUCGGCGCUGUAAUUAGUAUAGCUUCUAAUAGUGACGUAACAGGGCUUGAUCCUUGGCUUUUUUAACUUCAGCGAGAUGUAAACAAGAUUGUGAUCGCUAAUAGUUGACAUAAGGACGUCGUUUGAAGCAAUUAGUUUCUCAUUCGUGGUCAUCACAACAUCGAUUAACGAUUCCCCAUUCUCCCUGGCUCUGGUUGGUUUAUUGAUUAAUUGGGUGAGGUUAAAAGUCGAGCAAAAAUCGUUUAAAGCACGGGAUUCUGCGUUAUCUUGAAGGAGGUUGCAAUUGAGGUCACCCAAUAUAAUGACAUCAAGACCUGACAGGAGGGAUUCGAUAAGACUGUUGGCAAGAUCAUCUAUAAAAUUUAAUGGAGUACUCGGUGGUCGAUAUACUGUGCAGAUGACGAAUGACUUAUAACAGCGACUUUGCACUUUUAGCCACAAUUGCUGAAAGUUAUUAUCAGAAACUGAGGAUACAUUCUCCAGUGAUGAAACUUUGUAGUUUUUCUUAAUGUAAACACAUAGUCCGCCGCCAGGUUUGUGCGGGCCACGGUCUUGUCUAUACAAAGUGUAGCCUGGAAUAUGAAUGCUCUCGUUGUUGACUGAAGAAUCCAGCCAUGUCUCUGAUAUCGUAAAGAUGUCGAAAUUAUUUGAGACAACGGAAUCCUUUAGCAGAGUGAAGUGUUCCCUGGACUUCAGAAAAAUCAAGCCCAAGUUGUUCAGUAGAGAACAGCGCCAGCCACCGGAAAAACCUCUGAUACGUUCUAAGGGACAAGGGACCGCGUGCAGGGGGAUGUGCAGUGAGGAGACUUGUCCUCCUCCCAUACUUUUUGUUCGAAGUAAAAAAAAAAAGUUUUGUUACAAUCAUGGUAGGGAAUAGAGAAGAAACAGCUCUAGCUGAAAGAUGCAAUGAUUAUUGCGAUUUUUAUGGCAGGGGCGCAUUAUACAGGCCUGAUUACUCCUUUCAUAAAGAGGCGAUUUUUUGCACGUGUAAACCAGCAGAGAUUUCAUAAAGACUCUUGCGCACGAGAAAAUAUUUCCGACUCAUGAAGUUUCUAUUGUUUUCCAGGUUAUAUUCCAAUUUGACAAGUAUGCUGAUAUCUCUGAAAUCGAUUCAGCUAUUGAUGGCUUGAGUGUAAACAGCAUUGGUGUCGGUUGCAAUGCGGGUGCUGCCCUUGUCCAGGCUCAAUCUGCUCUGUUUGCGGGCGAUGGUGAAGCAAGGCAUCGUAUAAUGAUAUUACUGAUGUCUUCAUCUUCCGAUGAUGAUGUGUCAGCUGCUUCUGGACCCUUGGAAUCAGCAGGAAUUCAAGUAAUCGCCAUCGGAAUGGACAUUCAACGCUGGACCGGGGGAUAUCAGGUCAUAUUUCCAACUGUGGCAUCUUAUCUUCUUACAGCUGAAUUGUAUCAUGGCUUAUCUGAAGCCGUAGGCGGAACUUCAGCUCUAAUAUCACGAGGUAGGAUUUUUCUAUUUCAAGACCUUUCUUGUUUUGUAAAAAAAGAAAACAAAAACAAAUAGAUAAAUAAAUGAAAAGAAGAAAAAUACUGCAAUUACCUUUGAAGUUCUAUUUGUUUGAUACCGGCGUGAGUAUAUUUCUGAGUGUUUUUUUGGAAACGGGACUGCUACUUCCACCUGGAUUGGGGGCACCUAAAGGUCUAGCCGUUCUUAUUUAAUUAAUAGAUAGUACAUGUACCAGAAGUAGCACAUUCUUCCUUGGCCACUAAAAUAACCCACUCUGCAGAACAGCGCUCUUUCAGCACAAAAAAAAAAUGAUGAUCCGUUUGGUCUCACUAUGAAAGCAAAUAAUAUUGUUACCAUAUCUAAAUUUGAAAACUGUUUUUUAUUUAUUUCCUUUUUACUUCAGCAUAGUAAAUGGUGUGGAAUGGUUGUGAAACCCGGCAGACUCCUUUGUUGAUAUGUUUUUGUGGACUUUAAAGUGCAGAACGUUCGAAAGCAGUCCUAUUAUUUUGAUCGUAUUGACCAAUAAGAACGUUGUAUUAGUUUAUUUCGUCAUGAUCACAAUUUGUCAAAAGAAAACAAAGGAUUGUGCACCUUCAGGAAGCUUCCAAAAUAAACUGAGGCACCGUUGUUUUUAUAAUUGAUGUUUGCCGCUUUUCAUAACCAGUCUCCUCUGAUGGCUAUGAUUUCAGCAACGAAUAUUUUCCAGUAAAAAGAGACCUAUGUUAUGCUCCCAGGAUACUGGGAUCGCCAGGGGGCAAACAUUGCGAUUCACUACUAAAAGGAAUGUAUGGCGCAAAGUAUAGUUUCUCCGUCAAAAGCAGUAUCUCUGGAAAAAGAAUAACGCAUUUUUGUCGUAAUUUUUUGAGAACCGGAGGUGACUAAUGUUGGUGCGUUGAGACUGUAAGUUUCUGUGAUUAAUGCCAUAAAUUCUAUCGAUAAACACUUCUUCUUUCGUAAGGUAAAGGUAAGGAAAAGGUGUCGAUUUAUAGUACAAAUUUAGGUAUAAAUGUAGAGGAGGAUGGUUGACUCACUUGAGGUUUUUAGUUGUAGUUACGUUUUCUGAUAUUUACAACGGGUGCACUAUUCUCGGCUGCGGUCAACUGAAGCACAGAAUUUAAAUGCUUUUUUUUUGAUAACGCUGUGAGAAGCAAGGAAUCCAAGCGGAGCGAAAUCAAAAGCGACAAUAUGUCCCGCUAUUUUCGAUGAAAUACUUUGUAGGAGUCUUAAAUGAAAGAUUUUUUCUCCGGGUAGCCGGGUGCGAAUUAUUCAAAUGAAUCGACGAAGGGCGAGUUUUGAAUGCUGAGUUUACCACUUUGAACUUAAUAUCCCACUGAGAGCGACUAUUAGUUAUUCAAAUGAAUCAAUGAAGCGCGAGAUUUGAAAGCUGAACUUAAAAACUUGUAAAAAAAUCUUUGAAUGCAGUCUGAACAUUCGCAAAGGGCCUUAAACAAUCUUCAGUUUACCAUUGUGUAACCGAUUCGAUAGGGUGACGACAGUAUUUUUGACCCUCUCCCCUAAAUGAGUACCCUCCCCCCAAAGAAUAUUGUUCACUACUUGACACUCGCUGAGGUUUCAAAUUUGCCGCCUCGGUAGUCAUCGGAAUUUUGCACGUUUAAAGCGCCAUUGUUUAAGUCAUUUCAAAAAAGACCUAAUAUGGCCAAUUUUACAACAGAAAACAAUACCUAUUGUUUUCGAAUUGGACCCGCUUUUCUUGGUACGGUGACAAGACAACAAUCAUCGAAGGUAUGUUCGAUGAAAUAGAAAUAAGAAAAAUCCUCAUUUACGUUGUAGAAGGGCCUGUUUACAUGGAGUGGGCGACCCCGGUCUAGUGGAGUUGGUUUCUUUUGUUUUCACGCUCUGGGGGACACAAAACAAAAGAAACCUACCCCACUAGAUCGGGGUCCCCCAGUCCAUGUAAGCAGGGUCUAAGUAUCCUCUACGUGGAAAGUACGUGAUAUUUAUGCAUGAGUAGAUGUGGCAGAAAUCGGACUUGUGAGCGCAGCAAAAUGAGUAUUUAAAAAGAUUUCCGAUACAAAAACAGUUAAUGUGGAAAUAUUAAAAUUCCAUGUAGAUGUGUGACAUUCAAGAUUUCUAUAUCCUUUCACAAAAUGAUUCGAAAAAGUUGUAGAACUCGGCAUUGUAGCACUGGAUCACGACAAAACGUUUUAGUUCUGAUUUUGGCGAGAAGAGGGAAUCAAAGUGAAGAAUGCGUCAAGAUGUUGUUGUUUUUAAAUUUACAUAUACUAGAUACAUCCUAGUUCCUUCGAUCGUUGUCACAACCGGCACAACGUUGUGAUCGCCGCCGUGUAUGGAGCAGUUACACUCGUUGUAAAUAUCUUGCCUAGUCCCUGUACGGCGUUUUCCCAGUCCCUCUCGGUCAAUUCGUUUCGGUGACGUAUCCGAGGCGAACGGGCGGGAAACGCCUAGACAAAAACAGAAUGCGCAUGCGUGCGUUACUUUUUGAAAUUCAAAGAUGACGUUAAUGUUGUGAGCAGCAAGCAAGCAGGCAGCAGGAGAUUUUGGUUAUUAACCACUCUUGUGGAUAUUUGUAGGAUCGACUUUUGCCGACCGGCUUUGAAAAGUCAUCAGAAUGUUAUUCAUAGUCCUAUGAAGAUUUAUACUGCUCCUUCAAUCUCAUCAUUCCAACUGAGCUAUCGGAGUUUGCCGCUCGCGAAUUUCCAAAGUAAACACAAUAUUGACCCGUGUGUUGUAAACUUUGACCUCAAAUCUUGAUUAAUUAGAAAAACCAUACUCUCAAAUAAAAUUCAUUAGCUGCGUAUCAAAAAGUGCCCAGAAACUGAAUCUAAAAGUAAAAAUCCUAUAAAAUUCGCCGACAUUCACAGAAGUGAUGCGUGUAUUAUAAAUGUGAGAAGGAUUAAAUUCAACUUGCAUGCGUUGUCUCAGGAUCGUGUUUUGAGCAAAUGUUACAAUGAAAGAACACACAACAACAGACAGAGAAAUUAUUUUCUCGAAAAUUUUUAUUCAAAGGCCCAUAAAUUAAUCCUUAAAAGCAAUUCGCGUGACACAAAUUUGGCUCGUCGGUCCGUUCACGCAAGUAAAAUCGGUUGAGCACAGGGCAAAAAUUUUUCAACACAAAUCUCAAGUCAGGGCGCUCAAGCCGAUCUCAAAAUGUAUACAACAUUCACAAAUGCGUAAUUUUCUUGACUAUAGAGUACAAAAUGUACCUGAAAAUUCUUCAAAACUUCGCUGCUUGGUGGCGUUUCAAAACAAGCGAAGCACUCCGAUCGGCCGUGAUAAAAAUUCCGUGUAUUUUAAAUUCCUCGAAGGACAGUUUUAUAAAGCCGGAAAAGCUUUCCUUUGUCAACUUGAAGAAAACCAAGGAUUCUUUUGAAGAUUCCUCUCAAAUCUGUGUGUUUUAGCGAUGUAUUUUUAACUUUGAAAUUCGAAACACUGGUCUUGUUUACCAUCGCCAUUGAGCUGUCUCACUUUUGUCUCACUUUUGAGGAUUUUUGUCUAGGCCUCACAUUUUCGCAUGGACCACGUGGCCCGAAACGCUUUGGCCGCGAGGAAAAAUGAGGUCUAGGGACUAGGCAAGUAAAUAUCGGCGCAUGUAACUACGUCUGGAAAGACUUAAACGAGUCAUUCCCCGCUCGUAUAUACCUAAGUUUGUACUAUAUCUUUCGAGACUAUUAUUUCACAGUAAACGUUGUUAAAGGAGUGUUUUUAGCGAUAGAAUUUAUCGCAUUGAUCACACAAAAGUUAUAAUUUCAGCGCAUCAAUAUUAGUCACCCCCGCUUCACACAAAAUCUUGGCAGAAAUGCUUUAAACGGAGAAACACCUUUACGCCGUACAAUUUUUUGUAACGACUUUCAAUGUUCGCACCUUGGCCAUCCCAAAACCCUUUGCUCAUAACUGGUCUCCGAUUACUGGAAAAUCAUUCAUUUAUUACAUUAAAUACACACACAAAAAAGAAAGAAAAACAAUUAUAUUAUUUAUAAUAGUGCCUCGUGCAGAAAGGAAAAAAGAAACUAACGUAAAUCAUCAAUACUAUAUUAAACUAAUAUAAAUCGAGCAAUCAAAGUACAUCUGUAAAAAGCGGAGAAAAACUACUUACGUUUAACUUGAAAAAAACAAAAACAAAAAAAUUAGCAGCCCUGAAGGAAUUAGCUGGCAGGUGUCAGAGAGCGUCUUUUUCGCGCUUUUUAAGAUAACUAAAUAAUCAAAUGAAGAAUGACCCUCGCAGUUGAAUGAUUUGUUAAAUGAUUUAUUUCAUAUACAUCUGUAUAUCUAAACAGUGUUGACGAGGAGAUCUCACUUUCACGUAGCCUCGGCUUCAAUGUCCGUCGAGCACGCGUGAUGAAAUAUAAACCGCGGGGGAUUUAUUGAACGCCAGCGCAACGGGGUGGUGGUGGGGGAAGAAGAAAAUAGACGGUCUGUAGACGUCCUAAUCUGCUACAAAGCCGUUUUUAGUGUCGUCACGCAACGCUCCCGUACGUGACGACACUAAAAACGGCUGUAUUGUUGGUUUUCACAUGACGUCACUAAAACUCAAACUACAAAACUAUCGAUACUGCUGAGAUUUUACUUUCAUGAUGUAUUAGAGAAGCUGAAAACUAAUGUUCGUACAAGUUUUCGCUUCAAAAGGUUUCUUGGUUUUGCGUUAGAGUACGCUUGAAUUUCUUAGCUUUUGCGUGACGCGGCAUUUACAUGGCGGGCGAGAGAGCUGUAAUAUAGGUUUAAAAAAAGAGUUGUUUCGGGGAAUUUUGUUAUUUAAACAGUUAAUGUAAUAGAUAAAGUAUUACUUUAAUGUUUAUGAGUUCCUUGAGGGAUAUAUUCACGCUUUUGGAGCAAAACUCGGUAUGAGAUGUUUCUGUUGGUUUCCGUCCCCCAUGUUGGUGCCCAUCCAUGGGCCGGGCUAUUCAAAGAUGGGUAAAGAUAACCCGGGGUUAGUGCGAAAUUUGAACUCAGAUUUGAAAGCUUAAAAAUUAAAUUCAGUUUAAUCUUUUCUGUCAGCAAGUUGAUGAUUGGAUGCUCUUAAAAAUAACAGAGAAAAGUAUCUGAGAAAAUGCUUUUGAACAAAAGAAAAAGAAACCCGGGUUAAAUUUAACCCUGGAUUAAGCGCCAAUCGGCCUUCGAACAACUGGUGGGUACCAGAAUGACGUCUCCAUGCAAAUUCUUAUAAAUUUGGGUAAAAGAUUUCUUCGGAUAUCUCGUAUAUGAAAACUCCUCUGACCUGAAUCUUGGCGAGGGUCUUUGUAUAUUUACCUCCUUUCAUUUCCCCGCAGAUUCUGGACUUUAUUUAUUGAACGGUUUUGAUUUUGAUUUUGAUCUAUUUUGAAUGGUGUGACACCGAAAACCAGCAAUAGAUAUCUCUGGGAGUAACUGAGACUUGCUUUCCCCAAGAAAAGCAAAUUACCAUUGGCUGAACGCCGAUUAACCUGCCAUCAUUAUGUCAACGACUCAUCACGCUCACCUCAUGCGGCGCGAAGUAGAAGCGUUUGUUACUGCUUACCGCGACACUUUAAUUUGCAUUAAAAAAUAGCAUCGAUUGAAAGCGCUGCCUACUUGUGAACUCGGGAUGUAGUCAUGCUACCAUAUCUCUGGCAUCGUAGUGCAGUGUAGACCAUGAAAAGCGUACUUGACGACUGUUUGGCACAGCAAAUACGUGCUCAAAGAAGAGCAGUGCCAGGCUGUUUUGGGUUUAAUGGAGCAAAAGAAUGUUGUGGCGGUUCUUCCACGGGUUUUGGGAAAAGUUUAAUUUACCAUUUGUUCGCGGCAGUGAAACUCAAACAAAGAGAGAAGAACGUGGUAUUUGCGUCGUCAUUACGUCAUUAUUAUCAUUGAUCAAGUUGAAGCAAUGAGAUAAGCUGGCAUUUCAGUAUCGCCGCGGAACCAUGAGGUGAUGCAAACAUUCUUUUAACCCAAGGCUAUCAUCGUCGUGCCCGCUUUCUUGAAAGCUGGUUUUAACAUAGGGAACCGCCUCUGUUAUUUGUAAACUGCAAAUGGAAAUCAAGCAUUGCGAAAUUUACGGACCCAGCGCCGACAAAACAUCGAUUAUGCAUCGUAGCCUGCGAAAACAUGCGUUUCUCCUCGCUCUUCGCCGCUGGGGACGUUCACGCGGAGGAACGUCUGCGACUUAGCGACAGAAAUUCCAUACUGAUGACGUAAAAUCUGUCCGGAAUCCGGUCAGAAGCGCUGAUUGGUCGACGUUGUAGUAACAUUGUUUUAGGCCAAAUAUAAACGCGUUUGAGUUUUGCUGGAGCUCCUUGGCAGAUGAACACAACACUUUACCAAAAUCGACCAGAAGACAUGUAAAAUUGGACAAAUUUAUAUUUGGAACCCCAUGACUACCGGAUUUAUUAUAUAAAUAUUGAUUUGCGUCAUCAGUAUGGAAUUUCUGUCGCUGAGUCGCAGACGUUCCUCCGCGCGGAACGUCCCUAGCGGCGAAGAGCGAGGAGAAACGGAUGUUUUCGCAGGCUAUAUACAUCGCAGAACAGCUUCCAUUUCACUUUGCUCGGCAGCAGAUUCAAGAAUACAACAUGCAAGUUGAUUCCAUUUGCAGUUUACAAAUAAGAUUUCCCUGUGGUUUUAAUAAAGGAAAAUCCAGCCCGAGCGCUUCUAACCUUAUUACAGCAAGGCGAACAAACCCUACUUUACUAAUCUUCUAUUUGCGAACUCUCCAAUUUUGUAACACUUUGACGAACACUCUCAAUAAAAAGAUUCGCUGUAGCUUUACGGAAACAGGAUGAUUGCCCAGUACUAUCGACGUAUAAACAGUACCAAGAUAUCCUACAAUAAUCGGAUGGGCCGAUUUGUUUCGACUUCGGACUUCUUCUGGUAUAGUCGGCUUUUUCGACGUUGAAGCAGUCUGAGAAGAAAUGCUUCAAAUAACACGCGACUCCGAGUGUCAUUGUUGUUUGUAAAAUACUUAAGCCAAUUUCACGAGCAAUUUAUAUCUCCAAUAUCAUUGGUCCAAUUUAAUUGGUGCUGUGAACGCGGAGGUGAUAAUGUUGUGGCGUUGACAUGGGGGGGAGAGACUUAAUAAACCUCAGUCUCUUUUUUUUCAAAGAUGUCUACAGACGGGCUUUAUUUUUCUUCCUCGCGCUCCGCGCUCGUUCUUGCUCGAAAAGAACGAAAAGAGAAAUAUAACAACUUCUGUGUACAGGCUAACUUUCACGGUACUUCAAGGGUUGCUUUGGAUUCUAUUUCAUAACAAUGUUUUAGUUGUUUUAAAACCCAUAGAUUUGGUUCGGAUUUGAUUUUGACUCUUAGCCUGUGUACAGACGUCCCCCCUCCCUUAGAAAAAUCGGGAGAGGAAACGUCUGUGAAUCGCCGACGAUAAUCGUGUUCCCGUUUCCCCGGAAUGUUGGGGAUAGCCUCUGAUUGGUUGUAAUGUUAAUGCCAUGACGCAAAUAAUUUCCGGUGUUGUGAUUGGUGAAGGAACUUCAGAAUAGAUUCCCCGGGGAAAAGCUCAGCCUUUGCUUGACUAUAAUCAGAGAUCUUAUAUCUGGAUUUUGGACGGACAUUACGUGAAAAUGUUCGGCUAGCCUGUACACAGACGCCAGAGCUAUUUUUCGACCUACACGUGCCUUUUCAACUGUCAGCGAAAGAACAAAAAAAUAAUUUAUGCAAAUGUAUACCGGAACACGAUUAACGACGGCGAUUCACAGACGUCUCUUCUCCCGAUUUUUCCUGAGGGAGAGGGGACGUCUGUACACAGGCUAUUGACUCUUUGAAGAGUCAAACUGCCCACCUACCCCUCCCCUGAGCCUAAAUUUUGCCCUAAGUGAGAAGUAAGUGUUAACGUUGGCUUAGGGAAGGGGUAGGUGGGCAGUUUCCCAGAAACGUAUAAUAAUCCUUUGGUCUCACUAAGGAGGGAAAAAAUGUUCUUACUAUAACUAAAUUUGAGAUUUCUUCUUAAUAAGAUUGUCAUCAGUAACUUCCAUUUUCUCUCCAUAUUUCUUCUCUCAUUUUUUUCCUUUCCUGUUUUUCAUAUUUUCCUCCUUCUUAUUUUUCUUCUUCCUAAAUUUGAUUGUAGUCGGCGACGUCAGCAUCAGUGCAGGAUCAGUAUUAACGGAGACGUUAACAGCUGGCGGAGGUUUGUAACAUUUUCAGUCUAUUUAGAAACUGCAUGUGUGUUUAAGAGUAACUAAAGCAAGAUAAUCAACGGUCAGGGGCUUACCGUAUAGCCAUUUGUUAACCAAUGAUUUUUUUCCUUCUAGGUGGCUUUGACUUGGUAAUAUUGGUGGAUGGUUCAUCCAGUGUUGGUGGAGCGGCUAACUUUAAAAUCGUUAUGCAGUUCGUCAAGAGCAUUUACCAUUCAUUUAUGACGGGACAUAGAGUUAGAUUCGCCUUAGUAAUAUUUGGGGGUGGUAGUGUUAAGGUAAAAAAUUACUCCCUUUUAACAGUAUUAGAGGGCACGUGGUUAAAUUGCGCGACAUGUCAACAUCUCUCCUUAAUUAAGCUGGUUUGCAAUGUGUAGUAAAGUUCUUAAGAGGGUUGCUAACCAGUCGUGCAAAUUCAUCUUUAGAAAAUGGCACUCUGUCUCUAAAAGUUAUCGGAACAUGAUGGGGAACUACUCAGAAAGAUGUUAUGUGCUUUAAUAACUGUUUGCUAUGCAGAUCUCAAACUAUUUUAAAACUUGAACAUGUAAGAAAAUAGAAACUAUUGUAAUAAGGCGCGAAAAGAGUUUCUUUUUUUCUUUUUCUCACAAAAAAGGUAGUCUUUGGUUUCAGUGAGUACACAACAAUCUCUGAGGUUGACUUGGCGGUUAGUCAAGCUUCAUUGUUGGGCGGCAGCUGUGCUGUGGGUGUUGCUCUUUCCAAGUGUCACCAGGAUCUGUUUUAUGUAGAGAGUACAAGAGGAAGAUCACGAGCACUUCUUGUGCUUGUAGUGGGAAAAUCCACCGAUGACAUCUCGAGUGCUGCAGCUUCUUUACAAAUGUGUCGAGUAAAAGUAACGGUGGUUGGAAUAGGAAACGGGAUCGACCAAUACCAACUUCAGGAUUUGGCAAGCUCAUCCUCUUUUGUUUUGACAACAGCAUCUAUCGAUGGCUUGUUUGACAUCAGUGGAAGCGCGUCGGCCUUGACAUCCCAAGGUAAUUUUUGCAACAUGCUACGGCAACCAAGUUAUUGCAGUAACCGUGUUUGGAGUAGCAAUUCUUUGCAUUCGAUAAGUCGCUUAAUCCCAUUUGUCUUCCAAUAUCUUUCAAGGCGGUGUUGAUCUGGCGUUUAUGGUGGAUGCAUCAUCAAACAUAAAGGACAAGGUUAACUUUCAGUUGAUGAUGCGAUUCAUCACAAGCGUGUUUCACUCUUUUACAUUGGGCCGUGGCGUACGAUAUGGCUUACUGGUCUACGGAAACAGCGUUAAGGUACUUGUAAACUCCACUUAAAAACACAUACUAUUCGAUUAUCUAUGACUCGGUUGCUUGGAGUUGUGGUAUUGGCAUGCUCGUGUGUCUUAUGAUUCUGUUGUCACUAUUCAUAUUAUAAUGAUUAAUGCGAAGGCUGGUUAAUUUAAAGCCAUAGUGUCAUAGGAAUGGGUCCACAUUUUCAUACAGAUGUGUCGGAUAUAAGAGGGGUCUGGCCUUUGCGUUAGGUUCCGACGGUUAAAAUGAUUACCUGGGUUCAUAUAGAUUACAUGUGUUCACAACCGAGAUUGAUUCGCUGCAGUAUAAGCGCAGGACUAUUUUGCCUUUUUACACAUUGGAAUAACUGGAAAUCUUUCUUAAUUGUAACCUUUAAGGUUGUGUUUGGGUUCAACCAACAUGCGACGAUGGCUGAUAUUGAGUCGGACAUCGCUGGUUCGUCGUUGAUCGGUGGUCCAUGCAAUACGGGUGCUGCUCUUUCCCAAAGUCUUUCAGCCCUGUUUACAGAUAACAGCAAAGGCCGGCGGCGUGUUCUCGUUGUGCUGAUGGCAGGCCAAUCGUCCGAUGAUGUUUCAAAUCCUUCAUGGUCAUUGAAAUUAGCUGGUGUUCGAUUAAUUGCAAUUGGAAUCGGACCGUCCAUUGAUCAGUCUCAACUUAAACAGAUGGUAUUCGAUUCUUCUUAUUUUCUAACCAUCGCCUCAUUUGGCGAACUAUUGGAGCUCUCUGGAGGGACCACUGCCCUUAUAUCACAAGGUACAUAAAGAUAUAUAGAUAUUUUCUUUGAAAGCCUGUGAAGAAACUUUAUUCAUACAGAAAUCAUCCUACACAAUCGUAAAGCGUAUUUCCAGCGUAUUUAACGCUUGAACUGCAAUUUGAAGGGAAGGUUUACCUCUGAUUAAAAGCAAAACAUGGUCAUUAUUUUGAAGUUUCCGGAAUGUGAAACUGUUUUAUCAGUCCUCGUCAACACACCCAGUUAAAAUAGGGAAAUCAAGAACAUUCUAUUCCCAUAAGAAGAAAAAAGAUACAUUUCUAAGCGCUGAGUUGAAUCAAAUGUUGCGGAAAAGAGAAAAAAAACCUAUUAAUUCCUUGAUGUAAAAAGAUAUAUAAUUAUUCUACGAGCUCUUAACAUUUUUGAUUUGUUUAAAUUGUGACUUGAUUUAUGUACUUUUAUUUUUUGAAUUAAUUAAAGACAUUCGGGACAAAGAUAUCCCAUUCAGUUUGGCCACCUUUAGUUUGACUGUUAACUCCAAGUGCGAUAAAUCAUUCAAUCGAAGAUUCAAGCCUGAAAUGUACGUUUAGUUCUAGUUAUUACUGUGGUUGUUUUCUGCCUGUUAUAGUUGGUGACGUGAGUAUUAGUGGAGGCAAAGUUCCAAUGGGCAGCUUAACAGCCGGAGGAGGUUUGUAAAAGUUUCGUCUUGCUUGCGUCGCAGAUUUUUAGGUUGUGUCCUUAAUCAUUCCCUUGCAGCAUUCAAAUCCUUCUCGGUCUAACACGAAAUUAGUACUUAGGUAGUGGACCAAAGUGUAUAGGUGACUGUUGGUGACACGAAUAAGAUAAGAUCGUGACAUCAUCCACUGCAUAAUUACCCAGGCUGAAUUUGCUAUGACAACAAACAAUACUGGAAGUAUGUGAGUCAAGCUGAAGUGAUUGGCAAACAGAUCUUUUGUUUUUCUUCAGGUGGCUUUGACUUGGCCAUAAUGGUUGAUACAUCGUCUAGUGUUGGGGGACAAGCAAAUUUUCAACUUACUUUGGAAUUUCUCAAGAGUGUGUAUCAUUCAUUUAUGACAGGCUAUAAAGUGCGAUACGCAUUAGUUGUCUUUGGAAACGGCGACGUAAAGGUAACUGGUUCUUUCAGUAUACGUAUAUUAUUAUGUCAAAAGAAGAAGUCUUGAAAUAGUUUUUUGGCUGAUUGGUUCCUCCACUUUUCCCUCAAAGGUUAUUUUUGGAUUCAAAACCUUUACUUCCAUCACUGAAGUUGACUCGGCUGUCUCCGGCGCCUCGCCGAUAGGUGGCAGUUGCACCGCUGGUGCAGCUCUUUCCAAAUGCUACCAGGAAUUGUUUUUCGCCAAAAGCACCAGCGGUAGAUCACGUGUUCUGGUCGUACUGAUGGCAGGCAAAUCAACUGAUGACGUAUCUGCUGCUGCCGCUUCUUUAAGAACGUGCCGAGUCAAGAUAACUGUUGUUGGAAUGGGUGAAUUGGUUGAUCACGCUCAACUUUCACAUAUAGCCUACCCUUCGUCUUCUGUUCUAAGGAUGCCAUCGAUUAACGGUUAUUUCGACAUCAGUGGAAGUUUGUCAGCUCUUAUAUCUCAAGGUAACUUGUUACUCGUUGACUUUGCUUUCCGUGACCUUUCAUUAUGAUGUCGUUAAUUCUGCUGUACACUGUGCUUUGUUCCUCUAAAGGCGGAGUCGAUCUGGCGUUUACGGUGGAUGCAUCAUCAAACAUCAAGGACACGUUUACCUUUGAGUUGAUGAUGCGAUUCGUCAGAAGGGUGUUUCACUCUUUUACGUUGAAUCGUGGCGUACGAUAUGGCUUACUGGUCUACGGAAACAGCGUUAAGGUACUUGUAAACUCCACUUAAAAACACAUACUAAUCCAUUAUCUAUGACUCGGUUGCUUGGAGUUGUGGUAUUGGCAUGCUCGUGUAUCUUAUGAUUCUGUUGUCACUAUUCAUAUUAUAAUGAUUAAUGCGAAGGCUGGUUAUUUUAAAGCCAUAGUGUCAUAGGAAUGGGUCCACAUUUUCAUACAGAUGUGUCGGAUAUAAGAGGGGUCUGGCCUUUGCGUUAGGUUCCGACGGUUAAAAUGAUUACCUGGGUUCAUAUAGAUUACAUGUGUUCACAACCGAGAUUGAUUCGCUGCAGUAUAAGCGCAGGACUAUUUUGCCUUUUACACAUUGGAAUAACUGGAAAUCUUUUUCUUAAUUGUAACCUUUAAGGUUGUGUUUGGGUUCAACCAACAUGCGACGAUGGCUGAUAUUGAGUCGGACAUCGCUGGUUCGUCGUUGAUCGGUGGUCCAUGCAAUACGGGUGCUGCUCUUUCCCAAAGUCUUUCAGCCCUGUUUACAGAUAACAGCAAAGGCCGGCGGCGUGUUCUCGUUGUGCUGAUGGCAGGCCAAUCGUCCGAUGAUGUUUCAAAUCCUUCAUGGUCAUUGAAAUUAGCUGGUGUUCGAUUAAUUGCAAUUGGAAUCGGACCGUCCAUCGAUCAGUCUCAACUUAAACAGAUGGUAUUCGAUUCUUCUUAUUUUCUAACCAUCGCCUCAUUUGGCGAACUAUUGGAGCUCUCUGGAGGGACCACUGCCCUUAUAUCACAAGGUACAUAAAUAUAUAAAGAUAUUUUCUUUGAAAGCCUGUGAAGAAACUUUAUUCAUACAGAAAUCAUCCUACACAAUCGUAAAGCAUAUUUCCAGCGUAUUUAACGCUUGAACUGCAAUUUGAAUGGAAGGUUUACCUCUGAUUAAAAGCAAAACAUGGUCGUUAUUUUGAAGUUUCCGGAAUGUGAAACUGUUUUAUCAGUCCUCGUAACCACACCCAGUUAAAAUAGGGAAAUCAAGAACAUUCUAUUCCCAUAAGAAGAGAAAAGAUAAAUUUCUAAGCGCUGAGUUGAAUCAAAUGUUGCGGAAAAGAAAAAAAUAACCUAUUAAUUCCUUGAUGUAAAAAGAUAUAUAAUUAUUCUACGAGCUCUUAACAUUUUUGAUUUGUUUAAAUUGUGACUUGAUUUAUGUACUUUUAUUUUUUGAAUUAAUUAAAGACAUUCGGGACAAAGAUAUCCCAUUCAGUUUGGCCUCCUUUAGUUUGACUGUUAACUCCAAGUGCGAUAAAUCAUUCAAUCGAAGAUUCAAGCCUGAAAUGUACGUUUAGUUCUAGUUAUUACUGUGGUUGUUUUCUGCCUGUUAUAGUUGGUGACGUGAGUAUUAGUGGAGGCAAAGUUCCAAUGGGCAGCUUAACAGCCGGAGGAGGUUUGUAAAAGUUUCGUCUUGCUUGCGUCGCAGAUUUUUAGGUUGUGUCCUUAAUCAUUCCCUUGCAGCAUUCAAAUCCUUCUCGGUCUAACACGAAAUUAGUACUUAGCUAGUGGACCAAAGUGUAUAGGUGACUGUUGGUGACACGAAUAAGAUAAGAUCGUGACAUCAUCCACUGCAUAAUUACCCAGGCUGAAUUUGCUAUGACAACAAACAAUACUGGAAGUAUGUGAGUCAAGCUGAAGUGAUUGGCAAACAGAUCUUUUGUUUUUCUUCAGGUGGCUUUGACUUGGCCAUAAUGGUUGAUACAUCGUCUAGUGUUGGGGGACAAGCAAAUUUUCAACUUACUUUGGAAUUUGUCAAGAGUGUGUAUCAUUCAUUUAUGACAGGCUAUAAAGUGCGAUACGCAUUAGUUGUCUUUGGAAACGGCGACGUAAAGGUAACUGGUUCUUUCAGUAUACGUAUAUUAUUAUGUCAAAAGAAGAAGUCUUGAAAUAGUUUUUUGGCUGAUUGGUUCCUCCACUUUUCCCUCAAAGGUUAUUUUUGGAUUCAAAACCUUUACUUCCAUCACUGAAGUUGACUCGGCUGUCUCCGGCGCCUCGCCGAUAGGUGGCAGUUGCACCGCUGGUGCGGCUCUUUCCAAAUGUUACCAGGAAUUGUUUUUCGCCAAAAGCACCAGCGGUAGAUCACGUGUUUUGGUCGUACUGAUGGCAGGCAAAUCAACUGACGACGUAUCUGCUGCUGCCGCUUCUUUAAGAACGUGCCGAGUCAAGAUAACUGUUGUUGGAAUGGGUGAAUUGGUUGAUCACGCUCAACUUUCACAUAUAGCCUACCCUUCGUCUUCUGUUCUAAGGAUGCCAUCGAUUAACGGUUAUUUUGACAUCAGUGGAAGUUUGUCAGCUCUUAUAUCUCAAGGUAACUUGUUACUCGGUGACUUUGCUUUCCGUGACCUUUCAUUAUGAUGUCGUUAAUUCUGCUAUACACUGUGCUUUGUUCCUCUAAAGGCGGAGUCGAUCUGGCGUUUAUGGUGGAUGCAUCAUCAAACAUCAAGGACACGUUUACCUUUGAGUUGAUGAUGCGAUUCGUCAGAAGGGUGUUUCACUCUUUUACGUUGAAUCGUGGCGUACGAUAUGGCUUACUGGUCUACGGAAACAGCGUUAAGGUACUUGUAAACUCCACUUAAAAACACAUACUAAUCCAUUAUCUAUGACUCGGUUGCUUGGAGUUGUGGUAUUGGCAUGCUCGUGUAUCUUAUGAUUCUGUUGUCACUAUUCAUAUUAUAAUGAUUAAUGCGAAGGCUGGUUAUUUUAAAGCCAUAGUGUCAUAGGAAUGGGUCCACAUUUUCAUACAGAUGUGUCGGAUAUAAGAGGGGUCUGGCCUUUGCGUUAGGUUCCGACGGUUGAAAUGAUUACCUGGGUUCAUAUAGAUUACAUGUGUUCACAACCGAGAUUGAUUCGCUGCAGUAUAAGCGCAGGACUAUUUUGCCUUUUUACAUUGGUAUAACUGGAAAUCUUUCUAAAUUGUAACCUUUUUAAGGUUGUGUUUGGGUUCAACCAACAUGCGACGAUGGCUGAUAUUGAGUCGGACAUCGCUGGUUCGUCGUUGAUCGGUGGUCCAUGCAAUACGGGUGCUGCUCUUUCCCAAAGUCUUUCAGCCCUGUUUACAGAUGACAGCAAAGGCCGGCGGCGUGUUCUCGUUGUGCUGAUGGCAGGCCAAUCGUCCGAUGAUGUUUCAAAUCCUUCAUGGUCAUUGAAAUUAGCUGGUGUUCGAUUAAUUGCAAUUGGAAUCGGACCAUCCAUUGAUCAGUCUCAACUUAAACAGAUGGUAUUCGAUUCUUCUUAUUUUCUAACCAUCGCCUCAUUUGGCGAACUAUUGGAGCUCACUGGAGGGACCACUGCCCUUAUAUCACAAGGUACAUAUAUAUAUAUAUAGAUAUUUUCUUUCAAAGCCUGUGAAGAAACUUUAUUCAUACAGAAAUCAUCCUACACAAUCGUAAAGCGUAUUUCCAGCGUAUUUAACGCUUGAACUGCAAUUUGAAGGGAAGGUUUACCUCUGAUUAAAAGCAAAACAUGGUCGUUAUUUUGAAGUUUCCGGAAUGUGAAACUGUUUUAUCAGUCCUCGUAACCACACCCAGUUAAAAUAGGGAAAUCAAGAACAUUCUAUUCCCAUAAGAAGAAAAAAGAUACAUAUCUAAGCGCUGAGUUGAAUCAAAUGUUGCGGAAAAGAAAAAAAUAACCUAUUAAUUCCUCGAUGUAAAAAGAUAUAUAACAAUUUUGAUUUGUUUAACCUUUGACUUGAUUUAUGUACUUUUAUUUUUUGAAUUAAUUAAAGACAUUCGGGACAAAGAUAUCCCAUUCAGUUUGGCCACCUUUAGUUUGACUGUUAACUCCAAGUGCGAUAAAUCAUUCAAUCGAAGAUUCAAGCCUGAAAUGUACGCUUAGUUCUAGUUAUUACUGUGGUUGUUUUCUGCCUGUUAUAGUUGGUGACGUGAGUAUUAGUGGAGGCAAAGUUCCAAUGGGCAGCUUAACAGCCGGAGGAGGUUUGUAAAAGUUUCGUCUUGCUUGCGUCGCAGAUUUUUAGGUUGGGUCCUUAAUCAUUCCCUUGCAGCAUUCAAAUCCUUCUCGGUCUAAGACGAAAUUAGUACUUAGCUAGUGGACCAAAGUGUAUAGGUGACUGUUGGUGACACGAAUAAGAUAAGAUCGUGACAUCAUCCACUGCAUAAUUACCCAGGCUGAAUUUGCAAUACUGGAAGUAUGUGAGUCAAGUUGAAGUGAUUGACAAACAGAUCUUUUGUUUCUCUUCAGGUGGCUUUGACUUGGCCAUAAUGGUUGAUACAUCGUCUAGUGUUGGGGGACAAGCAAAUUUUCAACUUACUUUGGAAUUUGUCAAGAGUGUGUAUCAUUCAUUUAUCAUAGGCUAUAAAGUGCGAUACGCAUUAGUUGUCUUUGGAAACGGCGACGUAAAGGUAACUGGUUCUUUCAGUAUACGUAUAUUAUUAUGUCAAAAGAAGAAGUCUUGAAAUAGUUUUUUGGCUGAUUGGGUCCUCCACUUUUCCCUCAAAGGUUAUUUUUGGAUUCAAAACCUUUACUUCCAUCACUGAAGUUGACUCGGCUGUCUCCGGCGCCUCGCCGAUAGGUGGCAGUUGCACCGCUGGUGCGGCUCUUUCCAAAUGUUACCAGGAAUUGUUUUUCGCCAAAAGCACCAGCGGUAGAUCACGUGUUCUGGUUGUACUGAUGGCAGGCAAAUCAACUGAUGACGUAUCUGCUGCUGCCGCUUCUUUAAGAACGUGCCGAGUCAAGAUAACCGUUGUUGGAAUGGGUGAAUUGGUUGAUCACGCUCAACUUUCACAUAUAGCCUACCCUUCGUCUUCUGUUCUAAGGAUGCCAUCGAUUAACGGUUAUUUUGACAUCAGUGGAAGUUUGUCAGCUCUUAUAUCUCAAGGUAACUUGUUACGCGGUGACUUUGCUUUCCGUGACCUUUCAUUAUGAUGUCGUUAAUUCUGCUGUACACUGUGCUUUGUUCCUCUAAAGGUGGAGUCGAUCUGGCGUUUAUGGUGGAUGCAUCAUCAAACAUCAAGGACACGUUUACCUUUGAGUUGAUGAUGCGAUUCGUCAGAAGGGUGUUUCACUCUUUUACGUUGAAUCGUGGCGUACGAUAUGGCUUACUGGUCUACGGAAACAGCGUUAAGGUACUUGUAAACUCCACUUAAAAACAAAUACUAAUCCAUUAUCUAUGACUCGGUUGCUUGGAGUUGUGGUAUUGGCAUGCUCGUGUGUCUUAUGAUUCUGUUGUCACUAUUCAUAUUAUAAUGAUUAAUGCGAAGGCUGGUUAUUUUAAAGCCAUAGUGUCAUAGGAAUGGGUCCACAUUUUCAUACAGAUGUGUCGGAUAUAAGAGGGGUCUGGCCUUUGCGUUAGGUUCCGACGGUUGAAAUGAUUACCUGGGUUCAUAUAGAUUACAUGUGUUCACAACCGAGAUUGAUUCGCUGCAGUAUAAGCGCAGGACUAUUUUGCCUUUUUACACAUUGGAAUAACUGGAAAUCUUUCUUAAUUGUAACCUUUAAGGUUGUGUUUGGGUUCAACCAACAUGCGACGAUGGCUGAUAUUGAGUCGGACAUCGCUGGUUCGUCGUUGAUCGGUGGUCCAUGCAAUACGGGUGCUGCUCUUUCCCAAAGUCUUUCAGCCCUGUUUACAGAUGACAGCAAAGGCCGGCGGCGUGUUCUCGUUGUGCUGAUGGCAGGCCAAUCGUCCGAUGAUGUUUCAAAUCCUGCAUGGUCAUUGAAAUUAGCUGGUGUUCGAUUAAUUGCAAUUGGAAUCGGACCGUCCAUUGAUCAGUCUCAACUUAAACAGAUGGUAUUCGAUUCUUCUUAUUUUCUAACCAUCGCCUCAUUUGGCGAACUAUUGGAGCUCACUGGAGGGACCACUGCCCUUAUAUCACAAGGUACAUAUAUAUAUAUAUAUAGAUAUUUUCUUUCAAAGCCUGUGAAGAAACUUUAUUCAUACAGAAAUCAUCCUACACAAUCGUAAAGCGUAUUUCCAGCGUAUUUAACGCUUGAACUGCAAUUUGAAGGGAAGGUUUACCUCUGAUUAAAAGCAAAACAUGGUCAUUAUUUUGAAGUUUCCGGAAUGUGAAACUGUUUUAUCAGUCCUCGUCAACACACCCAGUUAAAAUAGGGAAAUCAAGAACAUUCUAUACCCAUAAGAAGAAAAAAGAUACAUAUCUAAGCGCUGAGUUGAAUCAAAUGUUGCAGAAAAGAAAAAAAUAACCUAUUAAUUCCUUGAUGUAAAAAGAUAUAUAAUUAUUCUACGAGCUCUUAACAUUUUUGAUUUGUUUAAUUUGUGACUUGAUUUAUGUACUUUUAUUUUUUGAAUUAAUUAAAGACAUUCGGGACAAAGAUAUCCCAUUCAGUUUGGCCACCUUUAGUUUGACUGUUAACUCCAAGUGCGAUAAAUCAUUCAAUCGAAGAUUCAAGCCUGAAAUGUACGUUUAGUUCUAGUUAUUACUGUGGUUGUUUUCUGCCUGUUAUAGUUGGUGACGUGAGUAUUAGUGGAGGCAAAGUUCCAAUGGGCAGCUUAACAGCCGGAGGAGGUUUGUAAAAGUUUCGUCUUGCUUGCGUCGCAGAUUUUUAGGUUGGGUCCUUAAUCAUUCCCUUGCAGCAUUCAAAUCCUUCUCGGUCUAAGACGAAAUUAGUACUUAGCUAGUGGACCAAAGUGUAUAGGUGACUGUUGGUGACACGAAUAAGAUAAGAUCGUGACAUCAUCCACUGCAUAAUUACCCAGGCUGAAUUUGCAAUACUGGAAGUAUGUGAGUCAAGUUGAAGUGAUUGACAAACAGAUCUUUUGUUUCUCUUCAGGUGGCUUUGACUUGGCCAUAAUGGUUGAUACAUCGUCUAGUGUUGGGGGACAAGCAAAUUUUCAACUUACUUUGGAAUUUGUCAAGAGUGUGUAUCAUUCAUUUAUGACAGGCUAUAAAGUGCGAUACGCAUUAGUUGUCUUUGGAAACGGCGACGUUAAGGUAACUGGUUCUUUCAGUAUACGUAUAUUAUUAUGUCAAAAGAAGAAGUCUUGAAAUAGUUUUUUGGCUGAUUGGUUCCUCCACUUUUCCCUCAAAGGUUAUUUUUGGAUUCAAAACCUUUACUUCCAUCACUGAAGUUGACUCGGCUGUCUCCGGCGCCUCGCCGAUAGGUGGCAGUUGCACCGCUGGUGCGGCUCUUUCCAAAUGUUACCAGGAAUUGUUUUGCACCAAAAGCACCAGCGGUAGAUCACGUGUUCUGGUUGUACUGAUGGCAGGCAAAUCAACUGAUGACGUAUCUUUUGCUGCCGCUUCUUUAAGAACGUGCCGAGUCAAGAUAACUGUUGUUGGAAUGGGUGAAUUGGUUGAUCACGCUCAACUUUCACAUAUAGCCUACCCUUCGUCUUCUGUUCUAAGGAUGCCAUCGAUUAACGGUUAUUUUGACAUCAGUGGAAGUUUGUCAGCUCUUAUAUCUCAAGGUAACUUGUUACUCGGUGACUUUGCUUUCCGUGACCUUUCAUUAUGAUGUCGUUAAUUCUGCUGUACACUGUGCUUUGUUCCUCUAAAGGCGGAGUCGAUCUGGCGUUUAUGGUGGAUGCAUCAUCGAACAUCAAGGACACGUUUACCUUUGAGUUGAUGAUGCGAUUCGUCAGAAGGGUGUUUCACUCUUUUACGUUGAAUCGUGGCGUACGAUAUGGCUUACUGGUCUACGGAAACAGCGUUAAGGUACUUGUAAACUCCACUUAAAAACACAUACUAAUCCAUUAUCUAUGACUCGGUUGCUUGGAGUUGUGGUAUUGGCAUGCUCGUGUGUCUUAUGAUUCUGUUGUCACUAUUGAUAUUAUAAUGAUUAAUGCGAAGGCUGGUUAUUUUAAAGCCAUAGUGUCAUAGGAAUGGGUCCACAUUUUCAUACAGAUGUCUCGGAUAUAAGAGGGGUCUGGCCUUUGCGUUAGGUUCCGACGGUUGAAAUGAUUACCUGGGUUCAUAUAGAUUACAUGUGUUCACAACCGAGAUUGAUUCGCUGCAGUAUAAGCGCAGGACUAUUUUGCCUUUUUACACAUUGGAAUAACUGGAAAUCUUUCUUAAUUGUAACCUUUAAGGUUGUGUUUGGGUUCAACCAACAUGCGACGAUGGCUGAUAUUGAGUCGGACAUCGCUGGUUCGUCGUUGAUCGGUGGUCCAUGCAAUACGGGUGCUGCUCUUUCCCAACGUCUUUCAGCCCUGUUUACAGAUGACAGCAGAGGCCGGCGGCGUGUUCUCGUUGUGCUGAUGGCAGGCCAAUCGUCCGAUGAUGUUUCAAAUCCUGUAUGGUCAUUGAAAUUAGCUGGUGUUCGAUUAAUUGCAAUUGGAAUCGGACCGUCCAUUGAUCAGUCUCAACUUAAACAGAUGGUAUUCGAUUCUUCUUAUUUUCUAACCAUUGCCUCAUUUGGCGAACUAUUGGAGCUUUCUGGAGGGACCACUGCUCUGAUAUCACAAGGUAUAGAAAUGUAUAUACAUUUUUUUUUCUUUCAAAGGCAACGAGGAAGUCUUAGUUAUUGAGAAAGCAUCCUACACAAUCAUUCAUCAUUAGUAUUUCACUUUUGGUCUGGGAUUUAUAUUUAAAGUUAAGGUUAAAAAAACCACGCACGAUUAAUUCAAUCUAACUUCUGAAAUGUAAACUAUCUUGACAAAUUUCGUUAAUACACCCAAUCCAAACAGAGGGAGAAAAGAUUUACCAAUACUGCGAGGUGUUCCAAACCGCUUAAAUAAAUGGAGUUGUGUGUUAUUUGUAGCUUUUGUUUCGCUGGCCUUAGAUUUACUGUUAACGUCGAGUACGAUGAAAAAUUUAAUCCGAAAUUUUAGCUUAGAAUCUAUGUUGAAUAGUUUUCGUUAUUUCUGUCGUUGUUUCCUAACACAUUCCCCUUCUUUCUUUUAUAGUUGGGGACAUAAGUAUUAG
Messenger RNA from Porites lobata, 39762 nucleotides. NCBI's taxonomy places the organism in Eukaryota, Metazoa, Cnidaria, Anthozoa, Scleractinia, Poritidae. The record is from the annotation of a GenBank genome assembly.